UUCCGGAAGUACUUCAUUUAAAAGUCCAUGUGGAAGGUUUUCAGCGUUUGGAUGCGAAUAGUUAUCUGUUAAAGUUUUUAAAAUGGGUAAAAAGGGUAAGAAAGAUAAGAAGGUAAAGGGGGCAGAAAAGACAGCAGCGAAAAUGGAGAAAAAGGUUUCAAAGCGUUCGAAAAAAGAAGAGGAGGAUCUCGAGGCUCUCAUCGCAGAGUUUCAGUUACUGGAUGCCAAGAAAACGCAGGUUGUGGAGAGCACGUGUCCCCCUCCGUCUCCCAGGCUGAACGCCUCUCUGAGCGCGCAUCCCGAGAAGGACGAGCUGAUUCUGUUCGGUGGAGAAUUCUUCAAUGGGAAAAAGACCUACCUGUACAACGACCUCUUCUUCUACAACAUUAGGAAGAACUCGUGGGUAAAAUCCGACAUCCCGAACCCUCCUCCACGCCGCUGCGCUCAUCAGGCGGUGGUGGUGCCCCAGGCAGGGGGGCAGGUGUGGGUGUUUGGAGGCGAGUUUGCGUCCCCUAAUGGAGAACAGUUCUAUCACUACAAAGACCUGUGGGUUCUUCACCUCAACACACACACCUGGGAACAGAUCAAGGCCCCUGGCGCCCCCUCUGGCAGAAGUGGGCAUCGCAUGGUGCUAUGUAAAAGACAGCUGCUUGUUUUUGGAGGAUUCCACGAAAGUGCGAGGGAUUAUAUCUACCAUAAUGAUGUUCACUCAUUUAACCUGGACACCUUCACCUGGUCCCGACUGACACCAUCUGGCUCCACCCCUUCACCACGCUCCGCCUGCCAGAUGACUGCCACGCCCGAUGCCACCGGGGUCAUCAUCUACGGAGGCUACUCCAAAUCUAGAGCCAAGAAGGAUGUGGAUAAAGGAAUCAUUCAUUCAGACAUGUUUCUGCUGAAGAAAGAAGGCAAAGAAGAGCAAGAGAAAUGGUCGUGGAGUCGCGUGAACCCGUCGGGUGUGAAGCCUCCUCCUCGCUCGGGUUUCUCUCUGGCCGCGGGGCCGGGAGGACGAGCCAUCAUCUUCGGAGGAGUGUGUGACGAGGAGGACGAGGAGACUCUGGAGGGCGAGUUCUUUAACGACCUUUAUCUGUACGACAUCAACAAGAACCGCUGGUUCCCGGGACAGCUCAAGGGAACCAAGUCAGGGAAGAAAAAGCGCCGGCAGGGGAAGAAAGCAGGAGAAGAUGGAGGACAGGAGAACGAAACGCAGCGGGGGAGCGGUGAAGCGGCGGAACAGCCGACGGAAAUCGUGAAGGAGAUCGUGACUGAGGAUGGGACGGUGAUGACCAUAAAGCAGGCGAUACAUACGGCUCAGGAGAGCGAGGAAGAAGAGGACGAGGAGGAAGAGCAGGAGGAAGGAGGUGCGGCCGCUCCGUCCGUAGAGCCGUGCCCGAGGUCGAGCGCCAUGGCGGCGGUAAAACACGGGAAGCUGUAUUUAUACGGAGGCAUGUUCGAGGUGGGAGAUCGGCAGUUCACCCUGAACGACCUGUACUGCCUCUACCUGCACAAGAUGGAGCAGUGGGAGGUGCUGGUGGAGAUGGAUCCCAAAACUCAGGAGUGGUUAGAAGAAUCGGAGUCAGAAGACGACGGUGAGGAAGAGGAGGGUAAAGCAGGAGAGGAAGAGGACGAGGAUAAACAGUCCUCUGAGGAGGAAGAGGAGAGUGAUGAUGAAAGUGAGGAUGAACAUCCACCGGUGAAGCCCGGCGAGAAUGUGACCGAGUAUCAGAGCCGGACCGAGGCGUACUGGCAGCGACUGGCCCGCACCAACAUGGGCCCUGACGCCAAAGACAAGAAGGUCAACAAAGUGGGGCUCGCUAUGGCCAAGGUGUUCUUCGAAGAUCAGGCAUAGCUGAGGAUGUUUAUAAUGUGUGUAGAUGUGAGAGAGGGAGAGAAGGCCAAAACCUGUGUGUGUGUGUUUGGUUCUAUUAAUGUCUGUGUGCAUGCUGAAGUAUUAUCUUUAUGAUAUAAUGAAAGAGUGUGUGUGUGUGUGUGUGUGUGUGUACAGUUCUACAUGCCUGAUUUUUCAAAAGCAGCAUUUUCUAUUUUCUUUGACAUCGGUGAGGAGUUCUGCUCAAUAAAAUCUUUUAUUUCA
This is a messenger RNA of Clarias gariepinus (North African catfish), 2092 nucleotides long. It is a transcript of the gene klhdc4, whose product is annotated as kelch domain containing 4. The transcript has 12 exons. The coding region runs from base 83 to 1849 and encodes 588 amino acids. Gene Ontology annotation, molecular function: protein binding. NCBI's taxonomy places the organism in Eukaryota, Metazoa, Chordata, Actinopteri, Siluriformes, Clariidae. The record is from RefSeq and is a predicted model, not a curated record.